Messenger RNA from Talaromyces marneffei, 2193 nucleotides. RefSeq lists its product as uncharacterized. The transcript has 2 exons. NCBI's taxonomy places the organism in Eukaryota, Fungi, Ascomycota, Eurotiomycetes, Eurotiales, Trichocomaceae. Bases 1 to 2193 code for a protein of 730 amino acids. The record is from RefSeq and is a predicted model, not a curated record.
AUGAUUGAGAGUCGCAAUGAUGAAGAGCGAGCCAUCUAUGUUGCUCCUCCCUUGACUGAGGAUGGAAUUAUAGAUGAGGAGCAUGAUAAUACGCUACCGCAUGUCCUCAGUGUCGAAGCCAACGACCAGGAAGCUGAUGGCACAAGCUUUCGUAUGCCGGUCUGGCUAAGAGAAUCAUCGUCUUCUUUUCAAUGGCGCUGGAUUCCUCUUCCACUGCGCAAGGCUGGUCGGGCCACAGCUCGUUGGGUCAAAGGUCCGGAUCCGCCUCAUGACUUGCUGUUUCAGCCAUUGUUUCCAAAGUUCCAGGAGAUACCUGUGAGGUUUUUGGAUACAUACGCUCCUAGAAAGGCCCACAAAGUGGUUUUGCUUCUUUUUGUAUAUUUUAUGUGGCUAUUGCCAUGGUUUCUUAUUAUUCUCAAGGCCAACACAUCCGGCAAUAUUGAAGGCUAUGGUCGUCCGCAGGUCAUAUCAUGUGUAUCAAGCUUUUGGUCUCCUGGAAAUAGAUGUGGGUUGAAUGGAAAUGACUGCCGGCCUUUUGAUGCUUCUCAUUUCGCAUUCCGUUGUCCGGCUAAUUGCAAAUCGGCCAUCCUGCAACAAGAGAGAACCGUUGGCAACCAGACACUCAACUACCAAUCCCUUGUUGUCGGUGGACCAGAGCCGGACUCUUCUGAGCCUGGUAUCUAUCGAGCAGAUAGUUUCAUUUGCCAAGCUGCAAUCCAUGCAGGUGUCGUUAGCGAUGCAAGCGGUGGUUGCGGUGUUAUGAAACUACAUGGCGUCGCACAUUCAUUCACAUCGUCUAUUAGAAAUGGAAUAACCUCAACUGGGUUCCCAUCUACAUUUCCAAAAUCCUUCUAUUUUCUUCCACUCACGGACUCACAAGCUACAUGUCCUGCCGACCCACGAUGGCCAUUGCUCGGGAUCACCGUUGCUGCCGUCGCUCUGAUCAGUAUUUUUACACUGUCAUCUGGUGUUUUCUAUUUUAGCACCUUCGGGUUGCUCAUUCUUCAUGUCGGCGUGGUCUCUGACCCUCCAUACUUCCCCUCACUUGCAGAACUAUUCUCCAUCUUGCUAUCGCGUCUGCUUCCGGCAUCAUUUAUAGCAUACGUUCUCUAUCUCUACGCUGCCCGUCCACUUUUGCAUCGGGUAUCACAUCCGGGAUACCAAAUCGAAAAGACAAUACUUUACUUGACUCCUGCAUUUAUCGGUGCCUUGAACAAUUACACAUUCGCUCUUUGGAUACCCCUUCAGCGUCUGACACCGCACGACUUGGAAAACCAGCCUGGUGCAAAGACUGCACUUGCAACGGUCGUUUCUAUCAUUAUCAUUAUUGUGCUAAGUCAAGCAUGGCUGAUUCGCCAAGCAGGCUUAAUGCCGAAAUACUUGAAGGUGUACAUAUCAUUUGUGGCCAUCCUUCUCUUCUUGCUGGCAUUACCUGGCCUCCGCCUUCGAAUUCACCACUACAUCCUGGCAAUGUUGCUCAUGCCAGGCACAGUAAUUCCAACCCGUAUAUCUUUCAUUUACCAAGGGCUGCUUUUGGGUCUGUUUGUCAAUGGUGUUGCACGAUGGGGAUUUGCUUCUAUUGUCGAAACCCCUGCAGCUUUAGGUGAAGAUCCUACUGGCCCUGGCGGAUGGUGGGGUGCUUCAUAUCCGAACAUUACCAAUGCAUCUGUCUCUAUUCAUCUCGACAAUCCGUCUUCGAUGCACCCACUGUACAACGCCGUGACCGACAGUGACUUCGCCUACCGCGGCAAUGGAAAUAUCACGUUUCGGCUCUGGGAGCGGGAACGUAUGGAGCGUCUCGGUGUUGAUGGUAUCAGCGUCCUAUUGAAUGACGUCGAGCGCUGGAGGGGCUAUCUAGAUGAAGAUCGAAAAGGGAAGUUUACAUGGCGUCGAGAAGGACAUCGCGGCUUGGAGCUCGUCAACUACGGCCUUGAUAACCUCGAUCUACAAGACGUUGACGACGGUGAAGAAUCCAACGAUGGCAUGCUAUCCUUCACAGUCCUCAAUGAUGAAUUGCAUCCGGGAUCUAUGAUUGAGCAAGCAAGAGAUGAAGACGAAGACAAGCCCCAAGAUUUGUUCUUCCGUUUUGCGUUUUUGAGAGGCUCUGAAGCUGGCCAUUAUGGAGGAGCAGGCGUCUGGCUUAGGGAUGGAAGAUGGAUUGAUCCUCCGCCACAACAGAAGCAGGAUCCAUAA